Molecule: messenger RNA, 169 nt
Organism: Fulmarus glacialis (Northern fulmar)
Lineage: Eukaryota; Metazoa; Chordata; Aves; Procellariiformes; Procellariidae
Product: prokineticin-1-like
Exons: 1
Source: RefSeq, a predicted model, not a curated record
AGCCCUGAUGCCCUCAUCUCUCCUGCCUCUCUCCCGUGUCUCUCCGCAGGUCCCUUUCUUCGGGAAGCGCCAGCACCACACCUGCCCCUGUUUGCCCAACUUCAUAUGCUCCAGGUUCCUCGACGGCCGCUACCGCUGCUCUGUCGACUUCAAGAACAUUGAUUUUUAG